AUGUCCGUCCGCAAGGUAGAGUUUGAAAUCGCCGGUGGGUACUGGAUUCAGAAGAGCCUGUUGUUGGAAUCGAGGACUUUGUCUGCCUUGAGCGUCAUUGCAGGGAGCGAACACGUCCCCUGCUCAGUGCUGGCCGCCUCGAGCGGGCUGGUCGGAGAUUGGUCCGAUGCCGGCAAGCCCCGCGAAUAG
Molecule: messenger RNA, 189 nt
Organism: Coprinopsis cinerea okayama7#130
Lineage: Eukaryota; Fungi; Basidiomycota; Agaricomycetes; Agaricales; Psathyrellaceae
Exons: 2
Coding region: 1-189 (62 amino acids)
Source: RefSeq, a predicted model, not a curated record